This is a messenger RNA of Peromyscus eremicus (cactus mouse), 1295 nucleotides long. RefSeq names its product TPD52 like 2 (gene Tpd52l2). The record is from RefSeq and is a predicted model, not a curated record. The coding region runs from base 391 to 1080 and encodes 229 amino acids. Gene Ontology annotation, cellular component: cytoplasm. Lineage: Eukaryota; Metazoa; Chordata; Mammalia; Rodentia; Cricetidae. The transcript has 9 exons.
GAAUCAGCGCACUGAGACACAAACCAAACCGUCCCUCGAGCUUCGGCUGCUCUGGCCUUUUCACCCAGGAAUCUUACUGGUGGAACCAGCCUGGGGGAAUUACUUCCCGCUUCAUUGUAGUUUGUAGCUAUAAAAUUGAACGAUUAGUCUUACGUAGGGCCAGAGGACGUUCUCAUUGGACACCACUUGAGCGGGGGCCGGGAAGAAGGCGGAGCACAAAUCCAAGCGGAAGUAAGGCGUCGCGUCGCUGAUUACGUAAUACUGCUGCGGCCCGACAGUUCCACUGGCUCGCGUGUACGCGGCUGCCAGCUUCCAGUACUUGGUGCUUGGCUCCUCUAGUGCCUGCGAUCUUUGCUCCGAGGCCAGCUACGGCUCAGCUGUCACCUGAAUAUGGACUCCGCCAGCCAAGAUAUCAACUUGAAUUCUCCUAACAAAGGUGUGCUGUCUGAUUUCCUGACUGAUGUCCCUGUUGACCCAGGUGUGGCCCCCCGAACUCCAGCUGUAGAGGGCCUGACAGAGGUGGAGGAAGAAGAGCUUCGGGCUGAGCUUGCUAAGGUGGAAGAAGAAAUUGUCACUCUACGCCAGGUCCUGGCAGCCAAAGAGAGGCACUGUGGAGAGCUGAAAAGGAGGCUGGGCCUCUCUACUUUAGGGGAGCUGAAGCAGAACCUGUCUAGGAGCUGGCAUGAUGUGCAGGUCUCUACUGCCUAUGUGAAAACGUCUGAGAAACUUGGAGAGUGGAAUGAGAAAGUGACCCAGUCUGACCUCUACAAGAAGACUCAAGAAACCCUUUCACAGGCAGGACAGAAGACAUCUGCUGCCUUGUCCACCAUGGGCUCUGCCAUCAGUAGGAAACUCGGAGACAUGAGGGCUCAUCCGUUCUCACACUCCUUUAGCAGCUACUCCAUCCGUCACUCGAUAAGUAUGCCGGCCAUGAGGAACUCUGCAACCUUCAAGUCAUUUGAAGACCGAGUGGGGACCAUAAAGUCUAAGGUUGUGGGUAGCAGAGAGAAUGGCAUCGAUAACCUCCCUUCCUCACCUGGAAGUGGUGACCAGCCAUUACCGGAUCAUGCCCCUUUCUAAGCUUGUCAUAGCUUAUCAUCCACAGAAUACAGAAGCACACCCUCAUCAUCACAGCUGCAACUCUGCAUGACAGAGCAACCAGCCAGGGCCAGUGAAGAGCUGGUUUUGAAGACAGUCAUAUCCAUCUACAUGCAGAUGUGGCUGCUACCUUGGCAUGAAUUAGAGAACAGUCAUGUACAUAAAUGUUUUACACUAAAGCUCAUAGAUGAAGCAGA